GUGUGUGUGUGUGUGUGUCCAGCAGUCCAGCCCUGACCGGCAGCUUCUCCGUCUCACGUUCACAUGUAGCGUUUGGAUCAAUACGUUUCCUGCCGUCUGUGGACGUCACCCGCUGGGAGAAGGCCAGCAGAGCGUGAAGUCGACCUCUGUCACCUCCUGCUGGAACGUCUGGAACAUGGUACACGUCCAGAGGGUACAGAAGAAGACCAGCACCAUGUCUCUGACCAUCUCCUCCUGCUCCUCGACUGCGUCCUCCUCUCGAGAUCAUUUCUCCUGCUCCCCCUCGUCUUCCUCCUCCUCGUCCUCAAACCUCCUCACUCAGAAACACUCCAGCCUGGUGCAGCCCCUGUGUGUCAGUCCUCAGAGGACUCAGAGUCCUGUCUACACUCAGCCUGCAGGGGGCGGUGUGGCUCCAACAUUCGUCAAGUGUCUGCACGAUGUGACAACACUGAAGGGUCAGCUGGUGGUCUUGGAGUGCAGACUGAGGGGCCCCCCACCUCUGCAGGUCAUGUGGUACAGAGAGGAGGAGAAAAUACUGGACUCAGACGAUUUCAGGAUUCUCCGCAAGAAGGCCAGUUCUGCCCCAGUGCCAGAGGAGCUGUGUACCCUGGUGAUCACUGAGGCUUUUCCAGAAGAUUCCGGCCUGUUCAAAUGUGUGGCUAUCAACCCCUUUGGUACAGUGUCGUGCUGUGCUGCCCUGGAGGUUUACCACGACAUGGAAGAGCAGUUGGAGAUGGAGGCUGUUCAUCAGCAAAAAAUGGUUUCUGCCCAAGAAGACGUGGAGGACAUGUUCCAUCCAGGCACCUCCGGCAGACAGAGCUGCGAGGACUCGCCCCCCCCGUUCUCUGACUCCAUGAACCCGGAUCCUCCUGAUUGGCCUGACGUGUGCGUGGACGACGACGUCACUGCUGCCGUGUUUCCAUCACCUCAGCUGUCCACUCGCUGCUCUGAAGGUCCACCGUUCCACCACCACCACCACCACCACCUCCAGCCAAGCUGUUCACCCCGAGCAAGAUCACUUUCACUACUCACGUAG
This is a messenger RNA of Cynoglossus semilaevis (tongue sole), 1036 nucleotides long. Its product is annotated as palladin. The record is from RefSeq and is a predicted model, not a curated record. Lineage: Eukaryota; Metazoa; Chordata; Actinopteri; Pleuronectiformes; Cynoglossidae. The transcript has 10 exons. Bases 176 to 1036 code for a protein of 286 amino acids.